Molecule: messenger RNA, 648 nt
Organism: Hepatospora eriocheir
Lineage: Eukaryota; Fungi; Microsporidia; Hepatosporidae
Source: the annotation of a GenBank genome assembly
AUGAACAAUGAAGAAGAUAAUCGUAAAGAAUUUAAUCCUUUAAAAGAAAAGGUUAGUAGUUAUGAUGGUAUAAGAAGAUUCUUUGAGAAGAGAAAGUUUAUAAUGACAGAAGAAGAGUACGUAUUUGUAAUGACUGUGUUGAAUAACAUGGAAACUAAAUACAGUGAUAUCAAUUACAAGUCUGAGCUUUUAAAAGAAGAGGGAAAUAAGUUGUUUAAAGACAACAAUUUAGAGGCAGCUUUUGAGAAAUACAAUGAAACACUAUCGAUUGACCCAUGUAAUGUAAAUGCACUUAUCAACAGAUCAAUUAUUUUACAGAAACAAAAUCAAAUUAAAAGUGCAAUGAAAGAUUGUUUAAAUGGACUUGAAAUAGAACCUUCUAAUUUAAAACUCUAUAAAAGAUUAGCGUAUUUAAAUCAAGAAACCAACCCAGAAUUGUCUUUAAAAUACGUUAAAAAAGGACUUUUAAUUGAUGAAAGUGAUAAGACACUUAAUGAUAUGCUUAACUUAUCUAAAGACUCUAAUAAAAGUCCAGAUAUUUUAAACAACUCAGAUUUUACAGGCUCAAUUGAUGAUUUACUAAAAGACAUCAAUACCGAAGAUCUAUCAAAGAUGUUUGGAAGUGUAAUUAACAAAUUUAAGAAAUAA